Messenger RNA from Malus domestica (apple), 714 nucleotides. RefSeq lists its product as uncharacterized. The record is from RefSeq and is a predicted model, not a curated record. Lineage: Eukaryota; Viridiplantae; Streptophyta; Magnoliopsida; Rosales; Rosaceae.
AUGACAUUUAUACUGAAAGGAGAAGUCUCCUACGUAACAGCUUUUACCAACAAUCCUCGUCGUCACAAAACCUCUGCCACUAAAAUUCCUGGAGGGGCGAAAAACAAGGCUUUUUCUUAUCAAAGGAGCACAAGCAUAGAUUGCAGUGUUAUUACACUGAACCAGGUUUUGUUCUUCUUGUCAUUUUAUUGGUUGUGUUGUUUCUCAUUUUAUAUCCCUGAGAAACGCCGUCACUGUUUACAUGGUUUCUUAAGUGACAUAUUUGAUGUACCACGGUAUCAGAAGUCCCGCAAGUAUCUUCAGCCAAACCGCUGGCUCCAAAGUUGGUGGAGAAGGGAAAUCCAAGCUCUGGUGCAGGAGGAAGAUGUUGACAUCGUCAUGCACCACAUACAUGGCGUGAUUAAUUCAUCCCUGACGAGGGAUGAACAAAAAGGUCGAACGACGGCACCUGAAGAAAAACAAAGAGAAUUUCAAGAAUCAACCUGUGAUGCAGCAGGGCCUUUCCUGGCAGCAAGAACCAAUCGGUUUGUAAACGAGGUGGAACUAUUUCUUGUUUCGGGUUUGAAAAUUGAAGCAUACGAUGCUGUGUGCAUGCAACGCUUAGGUUGGAGUGCUCCGGGAGUAACUACAGAGCCAGCAGAGGUGGAACUCGCCGAGCACAGACCUGUGAUCCCUUAUUUGUACAUAUUUUUUUAUUCCGACCGCAGCGAAUGA